Molecule: messenger RNA, 1742 nt
Organism: Oryzias melastigma (Indian medaka)
Lineage: Eukaryota; Metazoa; Chordata; Actinopteri; Beloniformes; Adrianichthyidae
Product: spindlin-W
Exons: 4
Coding region: 26-733 (235 amino acids)
Biological process (GO): gamete generation
Source: RefSeq, a predicted model, not a curated record
AGUUACCCGCUGAACACCUGGAGGCAUGUCCAAGAAAAGGGGCAGGAAGCGCAGCAGCGGGGAACUGAGCGAGACGCCGCCUCUGGACCCCAGCUGCAUCCUGGGCCUGCGCAUCCAGCACAACUGGCGAGAGCGCGGGAACCACAGCAAGUGGAAAGGAACGGUGCUGGACCGGCUGAGCGUCAGCCCCUCCCUCUUCAUGGUGAAGUACGACGGCUUCGACUGCGUCUACGGCAUCGAGCUCUUCAAAGACGAGCGGGUCUCCAACCUGCAGGUCCUACCGGAACAAGUCGUGAACAACAAGAUCAAGAUGCCCCUCGGGGUGGAGGAGCUGGUGGGCAAAGCGGUGGAGCAUCUGUUCGAGAAGGAGGAUGGAGAGAAGAACGAGUGGAGAGGGAUGGUUCUGUCCAGAGCGCCCGUCAUGACCAACUGGUACUACAUCACGUACGAGAAGGACCCGGUUCUGUACAUGUACCAGCUGUGGGACGACUACGCCGAAGGAGACCUGAGGAUCCUACCUGAAGCAGAAAACAAACACCUGCUGCCGGCGGACCGGAAACCCGGAGAGGAGACGGAGAGUCUGGUGGGGAAGCAGGUGGAGUACGUCACCGACAAAGGCGUGAAGAGGACGGGGUUGGUCAUUUACCAGGUUCCCGCCAAGCCCUCCGUGUACUACAUCAAGUACGACGAUGACUUUCACAUUCACGUUUAUGACCUGGUCAAGACCAACUGAGCGGACGGACACUUCAGGUCAGCUCCUGCUGUUCCAGCCGUUCCAGCUGACACCUUUUACUGUUUCAAAGAGUGCACGCAGCCGUGCACGGCUGCACAAGCUCUGUUAAACUUGCUUUUCUUCGUCUGUGAGGCUCUGCGUUCUUCAGAAGCUCCGUUUCAGCUCGCCGUUUUCAGUUGUGGUUUCUUUGCUUUCGUCGUUCAUGGAAUAAAUUCUGCACUUUUUUGUGGCUUUUGAAAAGACACGAGCUCUGAAUCAAAGCCCCCCCCCACAACCCUGGUGAUAGAUGGUCAUUACCCUCGUAUUCUCCAAACCUGACACGCGUCGCUCUGAUUCGUGAAGCUGCGUUUGGAUCUGACGAGCUUCUCGCCGGCGUGCGGCGGCACACGGAGCCGACGCCCAUCUGCGCCCCACAUGAAUGUGAACAUGCACAUCAUCAAAGUGCCUUCUGGCCCGUCAGAACCGGUCUGAAAGCCGCACGACGGCGUCAGGAAAAGCUGCGCCGCUAGUUUGAUGGAAAUGCAUCUUAUCGGUUGUAUUCUCUCACUGUCGUAUUGUGAGGAGCACUUUAUUGUGUAACGUUUACAUAUUCAAGUAAAGGAGGAACUCGAUUCCUAGAGUAGACACUUUCUUUUGUUUGAAAAAAUGCUUUAAAUGAAGAAAGGAGAGCGUGCUGCACAUUCUCUAAAGGAUCAUCACAGCUUCUGUCGUAACCAUGGCAACCUAACACAGCAGAAACGUCCUCGUGUUCUUACAUCUGCUUGCAGAAGUGAUUUCAUUAACCCAAACUGUAGUUCUUUACUUCUGGAUCUCUCCUCAAAUUGCAUGAAACAGUGAAAGAGUGCCUAAAGUUUAGAGACUUUAUUUCUACAUGUGGAGACAGAUUUGAAUCAGAACAGACACUACGGAUCAGAGCCGGGAGCCCUGGAGGUUCUGGCUGACGCUCAGCGAACGCUUUGGUUUCCUCUGUUUUGUGUCAAUGUUAUGGAACAAUAAAGUUUUUUGUGCA